UAUCGACGCGCAUUCCUUUGUGUACAUUCGAGAUGAACAAAUAAAAUUAUAUUGUUUAUAGUUUUGCAUGUUGAAACUGUUACAAAUUUGAAAAACAAUUACUGUCGAAAAAUAAUAAAAACAUGGCCACGAAAUAUUCCUCGAAAUCAUAUCAAGGACAUUUUAUUUGUUUGUGAAAUAAUUUUUCAAGUGCGCACACUUUUGGUGUAUAUAGACUCACGAGACGUAAAUAUAUAAAUAUAAAAGAGGAACAUGUCUCAUGAUAAUAAGUGAUUAAAGUAUAUCUACAAUCUAAUCUAAUGUUUGGAAUUUGCCAAAAUCUUCUGUGGCAUAGUAUUUUCAGUCAGAGUUUAUUUUUGAGAAAAAAUAUGGCACAGGCAAAAGUAUCAGUGCCCGCAAAAUCGGCAGGAGUCAAGGAAACUGAGAAAGAUGUUGAGGAUAAAGAAGGUUCGUCGACGGUACCUGAAUGCGCAGUAUGUUUACAGCCGUGCAUACAUCCGGCACGUUUGCCCUGUAGUCACAUAUUUUGCUACUUAUGCGUAAAAGGAGUAGCUAAUCAAAGCAAACGAUGUCCAAUGUGUCGACAAGAAAUUCCAGCCGAUUUUUUAGAAAGGCCACAACUUGUAGAAGUCGAUGAACCACAAAAGGAGACGGCAGAAGUCGAGGAUGAGUACCACUGGUUUUACGAAGGUCGCAAUGGUUGGUGGCAAUAUGACAUGAGAACGAGCCUGGAACUUGAGACGGCUUACAAGCAAGGUAAACGGACUUGCGAGCUACUUAUUGCGGGAUUUUUGUAUAUUGCCGAUUUUGGAUCGAUGCUUCAAUUAAGAAGGAAUGAUCCAUCGAGACGUAGAAGAAUCAAACGCGAUCUUCACAAUGUACCAAAAAAAGGAGUAGCGGGACUACGACUUAAUACACAAGAGGAAGACCAAAUUGUUAGGGAAAUUAGAGGAGCUGAAAGACCCGUUAGUCCAGUCAGUGAUAACAUAGGAAUUGCGGAUGGAACGAAUACUCCAAUUCCACCGAGUAAUACACCACAAACUCCAGCUGGUGGUUCAGCGUCAGGCGAUGCGACACCAUUAACCGAUCGUUCUGAUCAAAGAUCUGAAUCUCUACAUCAAAUAUUGGAGCAAAUGAGAUCGUUAGUAUUAAGGGAACACAUGUCGCUCAAUAGUGAUAAUGAAAUUGAUGAUGCAGUAGAAAAUAAUUCACAAUCUGAUCAACGUUCCAUUGAUUGGCUACAAUCCGACGAAGAGGAUGAUGCCGAACGUGAAUAAUUUAUUAUAAACGUACAAAAAAAGUUAUAUAUAUAGAAUUAUAAAUAAUUGCAAAGUUCUUGUUGAACAUUCUAGUACUUAAGAUUAAAAAAAUUAUAUUAUAGAGAGUAUCGAAUUAUUCUCGUGUGAAACAAAUUAUCACUUAUAAUAUUUUAUAUUUGCUUCGUGCUCAUUGUGCAAUUAAUGUUGAAGAGAAAACAAAAAAAGAAAUAAUUCAAUUAUGUAAAUAGAUACGUUUUUUAUCAAAAAAAUGAAAUUUAGUAUCUGUAGGAAAAUCGUACGAUACUCGAAAAAAAUCGAAAUAUUAUUUUUGAAUUUAAUACUGAAAAUUAGAAACAAAUAUUUUUAUUUUACUCAUUUUUUAUUCUUGACUAUUUUUAUUAAAAAUUUUGUAUUUUUUGCAUUUAUUGCAAUUAUUCUGUUUGAAAACGAUUUUUUUUCGUUUUGAUUUUAUUUAUAGUUUUCAGUAUUAAAUUUUGUAGUUAAGUUAAUUUUUUCUUUUCGUUGAAUAGAACUUGUUUCAAAGUUACUUUCAGCUUUGAAAAUUUACUAGUAUGCGAAGAAUUAAAAAUUAUUUUUGAAUGCAUUUUACAAAAUCAAAAAAAAAAAAAAAGAAUGUAAACGUCGUUUUGAUUACGAUAAAUUAAUGAAUUGCUUUUAUAAUGUUAAAAAUAGAUUUUUACACAAUUUCCUAUAUUUACCAGGAAAUGCAAUAAAUCGAUAUAUAUAUAUAUUUAUGUUUAAUAAUUUUAUUUUUUGAAUUGUAAUUAUAAAAAAAUGGAAAUGUGACGCUUUAUCUGAUGUGUGUCACAAAUAUUUUUACUAGCAAUAAGAAAGGAAUUUUUUUGCUAUUAUAUUGAUGUUUAAAGAUUUAAAAAAAUUGUCGAAAUAACAAAAUUUCUCGUUUCUAUAAUGAAAAAUUGUCAGAAAAAAAAUAUUGGAUCAAUAAAUCGAAAUCCGAUAGGACAGAAAUAUUUUUUUAAAUUACACUGCAGUAUUAUUAAGACGCAAAAUUAAUGGUAAUAAUAAAAAAUUUCUAAUUACGAAAAUAA
Molecule: messenger RNA, 2329 nt
Organism: Leptopilina heterotoma
Lineage: Eukaryota; Metazoa; Arthropoda; Insecta; Hymenoptera; Figitidae
Gene: Rnf146
Product: E3 ubiquitin-protein ligase RNF146-like
Exons: 4
Coding region: 300-1277 (325 amino acids)
Biological process (GO): ubiquitin-dependent protein catabolic process; Wnt signaling pathway
Cellular component (GO): cytoplasm; nucleus
Molecular function (GO): zinc ion binding; ubiquitin protein ligase activity; poly-ADP-D-ribose binding
Source: RefSeq, a predicted model, not a curated record